This is a messenger RNA of Lachancea sp. 'fantastica', 372 nucleotides long. The record is from the annotation of a GenBank genome assembly. Lineage: Eukaryota; Fungi; Ascomycota; Saccharomycetes; Saccharomycetales; Saccharomycetaceae.
AUGUCUGCUUCCGAAUACUACAAAGGAACCUCCAACUCGCAACCUCAAUAUGCUAGUCCCAUGGGUCCCCCACCAGGCCACCAAACAGACAGUAGAGGGUUUUUCAGUUCGAAUCAGCAUCAGCAACAGCAGCAGCCUCCGCAGGCGUAUUACGGCCAUCAACAACAACAAUACUACGCCAACCCUCCGCCAAACUACAAUCAGCAGCAGCAUUACUACCCACAACAGCACCAACAACAGCCGGGCUAUUACAAUCAACAGCAACAACCUGUUUACGUGCAGCAAAAGCCACCCACCAGCAAUAAUACCGACUGUUUAACAGCAUGUCUUGCAGGUAUGUGUCUAUGCUGCACAUUAGAUUUGUUGUUCUAA